Molecule: messenger RNA, 1083 nt
Organism: Lodderomyces oxycetoniae
Lineage: Eukaryota; Fungi; Ascomycota; Pichiomycetes; Serinales; Debaryomycetaceae
Exons: 1
Coding region: 1-1083 (360 amino acids)
Source: RefSeq, a predicted model, not a curated record
AUGACAACGGUUUGCACUAGUACGGACGUGGCGUCGGUUACAUUGGACAAUUGUCUUGAUAUUCUUGUUGAUCUUGGGUGGGAAAGAAGUGUUGGUUCUAUUGAAAAGAUUUAUGUAUCACGAAUAAGUUUAAUAAUUGAAACGAUACAAAGUAUAUUAAAGGUUGGACAAAUUUUUUCCAAUGAUGAGUUGAGGUUUGUUGAAGCGUAUAUCAAAGAAAGGCCUACACGGCAAUUGACAAAACAGGAUCUUAAGGCAUUCAUUUCAAGACUGCUUUAUGAGAAUUCCAUUGGUAAAGUCUUGAGUGAGAAUUUCGGCUUUACAAAUGAGAGAUUAAGAGAUUGUAUUAAAAAUAGAGGCAGCAAUUACAAGCCGCAAGGGCUGGAUGUGGAUGUGGAUGUGGAUGUUGGUGAGUUGUGGAAGAAUGACAAUUAUCGUGCAUAUAAAGCCGAACAGAUUGAGGAGAAAUUGAGAGCAAGGAAAAUGGUAAAUGGGAUUUCAAAAGGGGAAGCUAAUGGCCGAGCAUCCCGUCAUAGUGAACUGGCAAAAGAGAAGGAUACUAAAGAGAAAUUGGAACAAUACUGCAGAGAUUGCAAAAACACUUGUGAAUUGUUAAGGACACAGAUUUCUAAUCUAAGCACUACUUUGAGAACUUUAGAAACCACUAUUGCAGAGCAAGACCGAUUGAUUCAAACUCUAAGAAUAAAAGAGCUGUCAUCUACCCAUCUUCUCUUGGAUUUUGUCAGAAAGAUUUGUGCAUAUUUUAUGGAGUUGUGUUCAAAAUUUAGCACCACUAGAGUUUCACCACCUUCUAUUGCUCUUUGCAAUAAAACGCGCUUGAAAAUUCCAUCAGGAAAAGAUCAUCAACAUAUGCAAUACAUACUACUAGCUCUGAUUUCAAUCUGUGCAUUCAUCGUACUCCUCAUUUUGGCAUCGUUUUUUCUCAAUGGAUACAGAAAUAGUAGUAGCAUGGGCUACAUUUAUGAUACUCACGAUCGACCUAGCCUGUUGCCAUUACUCGAUUUUUGUAGCCGCCGAUUCCCCAUGCUAGAAGAGAGGUUAUAUAGAUAUUUCGAAUGGUAA